UCGCGCCGCUGUGACGUAUUUGGUCUUCGAUUACAGCCUUCCAAGGAUGCAGUCUCUGAAUAGGGACACAGCUGUCCCUUUAAAACGUAAGUAAAGGGAACGAUUUUUUGUGCAGAAAAGUGAUUGGACCUAUUUACCAGAAACCCGCCUGCAUCUAGGUAGACAUGGCGGAUAUACGAACACGUCCCUGUGUGAGUUCAACUGAGAAUAACGCAAAAGAUAAUAUUUCCCGAGAAGGCGGCACUGGCACAUCUGCAUUAUUUGUUAAGUUAUUUGCUGCAGCUUUUUAUGGGCUCUCGUCUUUCCUUAUUGUUGUCGUUAACAAGAGUGUGCUUACUAAUUACAGAUUCCCGUCCUUUUUAGCAGUGGGAAUUGGACAAAUGUUUGCAACAGUUGUUGUGCUGCGAGGAGCAAAAUCAUUAAAUGUGGUAGAUUUCCCAGAUUUUGAUAGGCAUGUACCUCAUAAGGUAUGGCCACUCCCUUUAAUAUAUGUGGGAAAUCAGUUAACAGGUCUGUUUGGAACAAAACAACUAAAUCUGCCAAUGUUUACUGUGCUCAGAAGAUUCUCCAUUUUAUUCACAAUGCUGUUUGAGGGUUACCUCCUAAAAAAGGAGUUUUCAUGGUCCAUAAAGGCAACCAUAUUCACCAUGAUCCUGGGAGCUUUUAUUGCUGCAAGUACGGAUUUAGCUUUUGACCUCUACGGAUAUGUGUUCAUUACACUUAACAACAUUCUGACUGCUGCUAAUGGGGCUUAUAUGAAACAAAAACUGGACUCCAAGGAGCUGGGAAAAUAUGGGCUGCUCUAUUACAAUGCUUUAUUCAUGAUUAUUCCCACUAUGAUUUUAGCAUACUUAACUGGAGACAUUAAGAAGGCUUUGGAGUAUGAUGAUUGGGCUGACAUUUUCUUUGUGAUUCAGUUUGUGUUAUCAUGUGUCAUGGGGUUUAUGCUCAUGUACUCAAUUAUGUUAUGCACCCAUUAUAACUCUGCUUUGACGACUACCAUUGUCGGCUGUAUCAAGAAUAUCUUAGUGACAUACAUCGGGAUGGUGUUUGGUGGAGAUUAUAUCUUUACUUGGGUGAAUUUUAUCGGCCUAAACAUCAGCAUUGCUGGCAGUCUUGUGUACUCACACAUCACUUUCACUAAGGAACAAAAAAAAAAAUAUUGAUGGAACAAGCUUAUAGUGUCGAUAAAACCUAUGGGAGUCAAGAAGACAGUCAGCAGGGUGUGCACACAGUCUCAUUUCACAACACCUUGAGUGCAACAGAGACCAGCAAUUUUCUCAGCAACCUUGUUUUUGUUGAGAUGUGAUAUGAGAAGAUAUGAUUUAAUUUAAUUUGAUGUUGGAUAGAUGAGAAAUUAUUUCCUUUGCUAUGGUAUGAAAUCAGUAUUAUUCUUUUGUCUUUGUAAAUUGUAAAGUCCUCAACCUUAGUAGUUCAAGGUGGACUGUUCAAUUUCCAUUUUUAUUUUUUAAUUGAGGUAUGAAUCAAAAUUAUUUUUAUUUAUUAUCAUUAUUAUUAUUAUUUGUGUGUGGUAAUUAACAUGAUACAAAUUAUGACACAACAAGUGAUGCUGUUGAAACUGGAAUAAGUGUAUGAACAACCUAAAUAACUUUUAAUGGCUAUAUGCCAUAAAUAAAUAAAUAAUAAUAAUAAAUAAACUUUUGCAUAAAUUGAUUUUCACUCAUGUUUUUCACUAUUUCGUUAUUUUCACAAAGCACAAUUCUGUGUGAAGGAUCUAAGGAUCCUCAAACUGUGUGUUUUGCUUCAGGAGAGCAAUCAUACAUUUGUGUUGUGGUUUAGUUACUUUCAUUUAUUCUUCAUGCAUUUGUUCAUAUAAUAAUUUAAUCAUUUUAUUAUUCCAUUCAAUCAUAUAAUCAUUUAUAAUAAUCAUUAUAACCAUUUAUAUACUAAUUUCAUUGAUGUAUUCAUUGAUUAGUCAUUUUUAUUAGUUUUUUUAAUAUAAUUUUUUCCAUUGUUUAGUCCUAUGGCUGUGUGUUUCAAGGGCUGUAUGUCUUCAUGAAUAAGAGAUAAGAGGGAAUGCUCAUUGAAAUUCAAGGUUUAUGGCAGGUUGUGAAGCAUUUUGGUAUAACACUGGUUGUUGGAUUUGUGCUGGUCAGACGAAGUCUGAGCAUUGAAACGUACACAAUUAAGAUUAUUCAAUAAACUCUAGUUUUUUUUUAUCAUCAU
Sinocyclocheilus grahami is the source of this 2187-nucleotide messenger RNA. It is a transcript of the gene slc35d1b, whose product is annotated as solute carrier family 35 member D1b. The coding region runs from base 165 to 1166 and encodes 333 amino acids. The transcript is spliced from 13 exons. The record is from RefSeq and is a predicted model, not a curated record. NCBI's taxonomy places the organism in Eukaryota, Metazoa, Chordata, Actinopteri, Cypriniformes, Cyprinidae.